AUGAGCGGCAGCAGCGGCGGCGCCGCCGCCCCCGCCGCGUCCUCCGGCCCCGCCGCCACGGCCAGCGCGGUGAGCUCGGGCUGCGGGGGCGGCGCCGGCGAGGGGGCCGAGGAGGCGGCCAAGGACCUGGCCGACAUCGCGGCCUUCUUCCGAUCCGGUUUUCGAAAAAACGAUGAAAUGAAAGCUAUGGAUGUUUUGCCAAUUUUAAAGGAAAAAGUUGCAUACCUUUCAGGUGGCAGAGAUAAGCGCGGGGGUCCCAUCCUAACCUUCCCGGCCCGCAGCAAUCAUGACAGGAUACGACAGGAGGACCUCCGGAGGCUCAUUUCCUACCUGGCCUGUAUCCCCAGUGAAGAAGUCUGCAAGCGAGGAUUCACGGUGAUCGUGGACAUGCGUGGGUCCAAGUGGGACUCCAUCAAGCCUCUGCUCAAGAUAUUACAAGAGUCCUUCCCCUGCUGCAUUCACGUUGCACUGAUAAUCAAGCCAGACAACUUUUGGCAGAAACAGAGGACUAAUUUUGGCAGUUCUAAAUUUGAAUUUGAGACAAAUAUGGUCUCUUUAGAAGGCCUUACCAAAGUAGUUGACCCUUCUCAGCUAACGCCCGAAUUUGACGGCUGCCUGGAAUACAACCAUGAAGAAUGGAUUGAAAUCCGAGUUGCUUUUGAAGACUACAUUAGCAAUGCCACCCACAUGCUGUCUCGGCUGGAGGAGCUUCAGGACAUCCUAGCUAAGAAGGAGUUGCCGCAGGAUUUGGAGGGGGCUCGGAAUAUGAUCGAGGAGCAUUCCCAGCUGAAGAAGAAGGUGACUAAGGCCCCCAUAGAGGACUUGGAUUUGGAGGGACAGAAGCUGCUGCAGAGGAUUCAGAGCAGUGACAGCUUUCCCAAAAAGAACUCGGGGUCAGGCAACGCGGACCUGCAGAGCCUCUUACCCAAGGUGUCCGCCAUGCUGGACAGGCUGCACUCCACGCGGCAGCACCUGCAUCAGAUGUGGCACGUGAGGAAGCUAAAGCUGGACCAGUGCUUUCAGCUGAGGCUGUUUGAACAGGAUGCUGAGAAGAUGUUUGACUGGAUCACGCACAACAAGGGCCUGUUUCUGAACAGCUACACUGAGAUUGGGACCAGCCAUCCUCAUGCAAUGGAGCUUCAGACACAGCACAACCACUUUGCCAUGAACUGCAUGAACGUGUACGUGAACAUAAACCGCAUCAUGUCGGUGGCCAGCCGCCUGGUGGAGUCGGGCCACUAUGCCUCCCAGCAGAUCAAGCAGAUCGCCAGCCAGCUGGAGCAGGAGUGGAAGGCGUUCGCGGCCGCCCUGGACGAGCGCAGCACUCUGCUGGACAUGUCGUCCGUCUUCCACCAGAAGGCAGAGAAGUAUAUGAGCAACGUGGACUCGUGGUGCAAAGCCUGUGGUGAGGUGGACCUUCCCUCCGAGCUGCAGGACCUGGAGGAUGCCAUUCAUCAUCACCAGGGAAUAUAUGAGCACAUCACCCUUGCUUACUCUGAGGUGAGCCAGGACGGGAAGUCACUCCUUGACAAGCUCCAGCGGCCCCUGACUCCCGGCAGCUCCGAUUCCCUCACGGCCUCCGCCAACUACUCCAAGGCCGUGCACCACGUUCUCGACGUCAUCCAUGAGGUGCUGCAUCACCAGCGGCAGCUCGAGAACAUCUGGCAGCACCGCAAGGUCCGGCUCCACCAGAGGCUGCAGCUGUGCGUUUUCCAGCAGGACGUUCAGCAGGUGCUGGACUGGAUUGAGAACCAUGGAGAAGCAUUUCUGAGCAAACAUACAGGUGUGGGGAAAUCUCUGCAUCGGGCCAGAGCUUUGCAGAAACGUCAUGAAGAUUUUGAAGAAGUAGCACAGAACACAUACACCAAUGCGGAUAAAUUACUAGAAGCAGCAGAACAGCUGGCUCAGACUGGGGAAUGUGACCCGGAAGAGAUCUAUCAGGCCGCCCAUCAGCUCGAGGACCGGAUACAAGAUUUUGUUCGGCGAGUUGAGCAGCGGAAGAUCCUCCUGGACAUGUCGGUGUCCUUUCACACCCACGUGAAAGAGCUGUGGACAUGGCUGGAGGAGCUGCAGAAGGAGCUGCUGGACGACGUGUACGCCGAGUCUGUGGAGGCCGUGCAGGACCUCAUCAAGCGCUUCGGGCAGCAGCAGCAGACCACCCUGCAGGUGACCGUGAACGUGAUCAAGGAAGGGGAGGACCUCAUCCAGCAGCUGAGGGACUCUGCCAUCUCCAGCAACAAGACCCCACACAACAGCUCCAUCAGCCACAUCGAGACGGUGCUGCAGCAGCUGGACGAGGCCCAGGCCCAGAUGGAGGAGCUCUUCCAGGAGCGCAAGAUCAAGCUCGAGCUCUUCCUGCAGCUGCGCAUCUUUGAGAGGGACGCCAUCGACGUGAGUGUCCCCCCCGCCCCGCCCACCCGGGCCUGCUCCCAGAGCUCCAGCACCCCUCCUCUGCCCCUCGCCUACUGCCCCAGCCUCUGUGCCGGGAGGGGGAGGGGGAGGGAAAGAGCGGCUCCUCCCAGCUUGGCCCUGGGAGAUGGGGCCUGGCUCUGGGGCAGGCAGGUGGGCAGCGGGACAGACACCACACAGCAGGACAGCAACGUGAGAAUUCCGGGCCUCCCUUCAAUGUCCGCAGGCGUGGAGCUGCUUUGCGACAGAGACGUAGACAUGGCCACCCGGGUCCAGGACUUGCUGGAGUUUCUCCACGAGAAGCAGCAGGAGCUGGAUUUAGCAGCCGAGCAACAUCGGAAGCACCUGGAGCAGUGUGUGCAGCUCCGCCACCUGCAGGCCGAAGUGAAGCAGGUGCUGGGCUGGAUCCGGAACGGAGAGUCAAUGCUGAACGCCGGGCUCAUCACGGCCAGCUCGUUGCAGGAGGCGGAGCAGCUGCAGAGGGAGCACGAACAGUUCCAGCACGCCAUCGAGAAGACCCACCAGAGCGCACUGCAGGUGCAGCAGAAGGCAGAAGCCAUGCUGCAGGCCAACCACUACGACAUGGACAUGAUCCGGGACUGUGCCGAGAAGGUGGCCUCGCACUGGCAGCAGCUCAUGCUCAAGAUGGAGGACCGGCUGAAGCUGGUGAACGCGUCCGUGGCCUUCUACAAGACCUCGGAGCAGGUCUGCAGUGUCCUCGAGAGCCUGGAGCAGGAGUACAAGAGAGAGGAGGACUGGUGUGGGGGGGCCGACAAGCUGGGCCCCAACUCCGAGACGGACCACGUCACCCCGAUGAUCAGCAAGCACCUUGAGCAGAAGGAAGCGUUCCUGAAGGCUUGCACGCUUGCUAGGAGGAAUGCAGAUGUCUUCCUGAAAUACCUGCACAGGAACAGCGUGAACAUGCCUGGAAUGGUGACACAUAUCAAAGCCCCUGAACAACAAGUGAAAAAUAUCUUGAAUGAACUCUUCCAGCGGGAGAACAGGGUGUUGCAUUACUGGACCAUGAGGAAGCGGCGGCUGGACCAGUGCCAGCAGUACGUGGUCUUUGAGCGAAGCGCCAAGCAGGCUUUGGAGUGGAUCCAUGACAGCGGGGAGUUCUACCUUUCCACACACACCUCCACAGGUUCGAGUAUCCAGCACACCCAGGAGCUGCUGAAGGAGCACGAGGACUUCCAGAUCACGGCAAAGCAAACCAAAGAGAGAGUGAAGCUAUUGAUACAGCUGGCUGAUGGCUUUUGUGAAAAGGGGCAUGCCCAUGCGGCAGAGAUAAAAAAAUGUGUCACUGCAGUGGAUAAGAGGUACAGAGAUUUCUCUCUGCGGAUGGAGAAGUACAGGACCUCUUUGGAGAAAGCCCUGGGGAUUUCUUCAGAUUCCAACAAAUCGAGUAAAAGUCUUCAGCUAGAUAUCAUUCCGGCCAGUAUCCCCGGGUCAGAGGUGAAACUCCGCGAUGCCGCUCAUGAACUUAAUGAAGAAAAACGGAAAUCUGCCCGCAGGAAAGAGUUCAUAAUGGCUGAGCUGAUUCAAACUGAAAAGGCUUAUGUAAGAGACCUCCGGGAGUGUAUGGAUACCUACCUGUGGGAAAUGACCAGUGGUGUGGAGGAGAUCCCGCCCGGCAUUGUGAACAAAGAGCUCGUUAUCUUCGGGAACAUGCAGGAGAUCUAUGAGUUUCACAAUAACAUAUUCCUCAAAGAGCUGGAAAAAUACGAACAGUUACCAGAGGACGUUGGACAUUGCUUUGUAACUUGGGCAGACAAGUUUCAGAUGUAUGUCACAUAUUGCAAAAAUAAGCCUGAUUCUACUCAGCUGAUAUUAGAGCAUGCAGGAUCCUACUUUGAUGAGAUACAACAGCGGCACGGAUUAGCCAAUUCCAUCUCUUCCUACCUUAUUAAACCUGUUCAGCGAAUAACGAAGUAUCAGCUCCUUUUAAAAGAGCUGCUCACGUGCUGCGAGGAGGGGAAGGGGGAGAUUAAGGACGGCCUGGAGGUGAUGCUCAGUGUGCCAAAACGGGCCAACGACGCCAUGCACCUGAGCAUGCUGGAAGGGUUUGAUGAAAACAUUGAGUCUCAGGGAGAACUCAUCCUGCAGGAAUCCUUCCAAGUGUGGGACCCCAAAACCUUAAUUCGAAAGGGUCGAGAACGGCACCUCUUCCUUUUUGAAAUGUCCUUAGUGUUUAGUAAAGAAGUGAAAGAUUCCAGUGGCAGAAGCAAGUACCUUUAUAAAAGCAAAUUGUUUACCUCAGAGUUGGGUGUCACAGAACACGUUGAAGGAGAUCCUUGCAAAUUUGCACUGUGGGUGGGGAGGACGCCAACUUCAGAUAAUAAAAUUGUCCUUAAGGCCUCCAGUAUAGAAAACAAGCAGGACUGGAUCAAGCAUAUCCGGGAAGUGAUCCAGGAAAGGACCAUUCACCUGAAAGGCGCCCUGAAGGAGCCCAUUCACAUCCCCAAAACAGCUCCGGCAACGAGACAGAAGGGAAGGAGGGAUGGAGAGGAUUUGGAUAGCCAAGGAGAUGGCAGCAGCCAGCCUGAUACGAUUUCAAUCGCAUCCCGGACGUCUCAGAACACGCUGGACAGUGAUAAGCUGUCCGGCGGCUGUGAGCUGACAGUGGUGAUCCACGACUUCACGGCCUGUAACAGCACCGAGCUGACCAUCCGCCGUGGCCAGACCGUGGAAGUCUUGGAGCGGCCCCAUGACAAGCCUGACUGGUGUCUGGUGCGGACCACCGACCGGUCCCCCGCGGUGGAAGGCCUGGUCCCCUGCGGCUCCCUGUGCAUCGCCCACUCCAGAAGUAGCAUGGAAAUGGAGGGCAUCUUCAACCACAAAGACUCGCUGUCCGUCUCCAGCAACGAUGCCAGCCCGCCUGCCUCCGUGGCCUCCCUCCAGCCCCACAUGAUGGGGGCGCAGAGCUCCCCGGGCCCCAAGCGCCCAGGCAACACGCUGCGCAAGUGGCUGACGAGCCCGGUGCGGCGGCUGAGCAGCGGCAAGGCUGACGGGCACGUGAAGAAGCUGGCCCACAAGCACAAGAAGAGCAGGGAGGUCCGCAAGAGUGCCGACGCCGGCUCGCAGAAGGACUCGGACGACAGCGCGGCCACCCCGCAGGACGAGACGGUGGAAGAGAGAGGCCGGAACGAGGGCCUGAGCAGCGGCACGCUCUCCAAAUCCUCGUCCUCGGGCAUGCAGAGCUGCGGAGAGGAAGAAGGGGAGGAGGGGGCCGACGCCGUGCCCCUGCCCCCGCCCAUGGCCAUCCAGCAGCACAGCCUGCUGCAGCCGGAUUCACAGGACGACAAGGCCUCUUCUCGGUUAUUAGUCCGCCCCACCAGCUCCGAAACGCCGAGCGCAGCCGAGCUUGUCAGUGCGAUCGAGGAACUCGUGAAAAGCAAGAUGGCGCUGGAGGAUCGUCCCAGCUCACUCCUCGUGGACCAGGGAGACAGUAGCAGCCCCUCCUUCAACCCUUCAGACAACUCCCUUCUGUCCUCCUCCUCGCCCAUUGAUGAGAUGGAAGAGAGGAAAUCCAGCUCUUUAAAGAGACGGCACUACGUUUUGCAAGAAUUAGUGGAAACAGAACGUGACUAUGUGCGGGACCUCGGCUGUGUGGUGGAGGGCUACAUGGCACUUAUGAAAGAAGAUGGCGUUCCCGAUGACAUGAAAGGCAAAGACAAGAUUGUGUUUGGCAACAUCCAUCAGAUUUACGACUGGCACAGAGACUUUUUUUUAGGAGAGUUGGAGAAGUGCCUUCAAGAUCCAGAAAAACUAGGAUCCCUUUUUGUUAAACAUGAGAGAAGGUUGCACAUGUACAUAGUUUAUUGUCAAAAUAAACCAAAGUCUGAGCACAUUGUCUCAGAAUACAUCGAUACCUUUUUUGAGGACUUAAAGCAGCGCCUCGGCCACAGGCUGCAGCUCACAGACUUGCUGAUCAAACCAGUGCAGAGAAUCAUGAAGUACCAGCUGCUGCUGAAGGACUUCCUCAAGUAUUCCAAAAAAGCCAGCCUGGAUACGUCGGAACUAGAGAGAGCCGUGGAGGUCAUGUGCAUCGUCCCCAAGCGCUGCAACGACAUGAUGAACGUCGGGCGGCUGCAAGGAUUUGACGGUAAAAUUGUUGCCCAGGGCAAGCUGCUCUUGCAGGACACGUUCUUGGUCACGGACCAAGACACGGGGCUUCUGCCUCGAUGCAAAGAGAGGCGGGUGUUCCUCUUUGAGCAGAUCGUCAUUUUCAGUGAGCCGCUCGAUAAAAAAAAGGGCUUCUCCGUGCCAGGAUUCCUGUUUAAGAACAGUAUCAAGGUGAGUUGCCUUUGCCUGGAGGAAAACGUGGAGAAUGAUCCCUGUAAAUUCGCUCUGACAUCAAGGACGGGUGACGUGGUGGAGACCUUCAUCUUGCAUUCAUCCAGUCCAAGUGUUCGGCAAGCAUGGAUCCAUGAAAUCAACCAAAUUUUAGAAAACCAGCGCAAUUUUUUAAAUGCCUUGACAUCACCCAUCGAGUAUCAGAGGAACCACAGCGGGGGCGGGGGCGGGGGCGGCGGCGGGGCCCCCGGCGGCGGCGGCGGCGGCGGCGGCGGCGGCGCAGGCAGCAACCACAGCGGCGGCCCCGGCAGCUGCGGCGGCCUCCCCAGCGCGAGCAGAAGCAGGCCCUCCCGGAUCCCCCAGCCUGUCAGACACCACUCCCCCGUGCUGGUCUCGUCUGCAGCCUCGAACCAGGCAGAGGCAGACAAGAUGUCAGGUAUGUCCGCUCCCGGCCCGCCACUGCCUCCUCCCAGCAGCAGCCCCGCCCUGGCGGCCGGCCAGCCCGCCAGGGCGCCCCCCAGCGGAGAGCCCGAAGGCCCCGAGCGAGAAGCGGAGCCGAUCCCCAAGAUGAAGGUGCUGGAGAGCCCCCGGAAGGCGGCUGGGAACGCCGCGGGCGCGCAUCAGGAUGGACCCGCCAAGGAGGCGCGGAGCGGCCCGGGCUCCCUGCCGCCGGGCAAGCCCAGGCCCGGGGCCAUCUCGCCUCUGAACUCUCCUCUCUCCGCUGCGUUCCCCUCUCCGUUCGGCAAGGAGCCCUUGCCCCCCAGCAGCCCCCUGCAGAAGGGGGGCUCCUUCUGGAGCUCCGUUCCCGCCUCCCCCGCCAGCCGGCCCGGCUCCUUCACCUUCCCGGGGGACAGUGACUCCCUCCAGCGGCAGGCGCAGCGCCACGCGGCCCCCAGCAAGGACACGGACCGCAUGAGCACGUGCUCCUCGGCCAGCGAGCAGUCCGUGCAGUCCACCCAGAGCAAUGGGAGUGAAAGUAGCAGCAGUAGCAACAUCUCCACCAUGUUGGUGACACACGAUUACACGGCAGUGAAGGAGGAUGAGAUAAACGUCUAUCAAGGAGAGGUCGUUCAGAUUCUGGCCAGCAAUCAACAGAACAUGUUUCUGGUGUUCCGAGCCGCCACUGACCAGUGCCCCGCAGCCGAGGGCUGGAUUCCGGGCUUCGUCCUGGGGCAUACCAGCGCAGUCAUCAUGGAGAACCCCGACGGGACUCUCAAGAAGUCAACAUCUUGGCACACAGCACUCCGUUUAAGGAAAAAAUCUGAGAAAAAAGAUAAAGACGGCAAACGGGAAGGCAAGUUAGAGAACGGUUAUCGGAAGUCUCGGGAAGGACUCAGCAACAAGGUAUCUGUGAAGCUUCUCAAUCCCAACUACAUCUAUGACGUUCCCCCAGAAUUCGUCAUUCCCUUGAGCGAGGUCACGUGUGAGACAGGGGAGACCGUUGUUCUUAGAUGUCGGGUCUGUGGCCGCCCCAAGGCCUCGGUCACCUGGAAGGGCCCUGAACACAACACCUUGAACAGCGAUGGUCACUACAGCAUCUCCUACAGUGACUUGGGAGAGGCCGCUCUGAAGAUCGUGGGUGUGACCACCGAGGACGACGGCAUCUACACGUGCAUCGCAGUGAACGACAUGGGGUCAGCCUCGUCUUCAGCCAGUCUGAGGGUUCUAGGUCCAGGCAGUGAUGGCGUCAUGGUGACCUGGAAAGACAACUUUGACUGCUUCUACAGCGAAGUGGCUGAGCUCGGCAGGGGCAGAUUCUCUGUCGUUAAGAAAUGCGAUCAGAAAGGCACCAAACGAGCAGUGGCCACUAAGUUUGUGAACAAGAAGUUGAUGAAGCGCGACCAGGUCACCCACGAGCUUGGAAUCCUGCAGAACCUCCAGCACCCGCUGCUGGUUGGCCUCCUCGACACCUUCGAGACCGCCACCAGCUACGUCCUGGUUCUGGAAAUGGCUGACCAGGGACGGCUCCUGGAAUGUGUGGUGCGAUGGGGAAACCUCACGGAGGGGAAGAUCAGGGCAUAUCUGGGGGAGGUUCUGGAAGCCGUCCGUUACCUUCACAACUGCAGGAUAGCACACCUGGACCUAAAGCCCGAAAACAUCCUAGUGGAUCAGAGUUUAGCCAAGCCAACCAUCAAACUAGCUGACUUUGGAGAUGCUGUCCAACUCAACACGACCUACCACAUCCACCAGUUACUGGGGAACCCCGAAUUCGCAGCCCCCGAAAUCAUCCUGGGGAACCCGGUCUCCCUGACCUCGGACACGUGGAGUGUUGGAGUGCUGGCCUAUGUGCUUCUCAGCGGCGUGUCCCCCUUCCUGGACGACAGCGUGGAAGAGACCUGCCUGAACAUUUGCCGGCUAGACUUUAGUUUCCCAGAUGACUACUUCCAAGGAGUGAGCCAGAGGGCCAAGGACUUCGUGUGUUUCCUCCUGCACGAGGACCCUGCCAAGCGUCCCUCGGCUGCGCUGGCCCUCCAGGAGCAGUGGCUGCAGUCGGGCCACGGCCACGGCAAAGGCGCGGGCGUCCUCGACACGUCCAGACUGACCUCCUUCAUUGAGCGGCGCAAACACCAGAACGAUGUUCGACCGAUUCGUAGCAUUAAAAACUUCUUACAGAGCAGGCUUUUGCCUAGAGUUUGACCUAUCUUGAAGUCCUUUCUCAUUCUCUUUCACCUGCCAAUCAGCUGUUCAUUUGAAUUUUGAAGAGAAACACAAACCAACAUAACUGUUCAGCUGCCGUGCGUUCAUCGUGUGAAAUUGCAUUCCCAGUGAGCUGUGCUCGGCAGUGCCUGGGACUCGGGCUGCAAGCUGUGCUGGGGUGGAGGACCUUCUCGAACACUCUGCGGGGGCGGAGACAGCAUUGCUGUGUCACAGUCUUUUAUUCAGGUUUCUGCAAAAAAAAUAAAAAGAAACUUUUUUAAACGAACAUGAGUAGAAUUUUGCAAAUUUAACAUUUUCCAGGAUUUCUUCAAGGAAGCGAAAUGCCUAUGUUCAACCACUGGUGUUAACGAACAAAACAGAGAUACUGGACACCUCUGGGGAAGACCCCGGCCCCAGCGGCGGCCGUCUCCGUGGCCUCGUCCAGCUCGGGGUCCACCUGGCUCUGAGCUUUUCCAGCUGCCUGGUCUGUGUGCCUCUGGCCCCUACGCCAGACUAGGCUUCUGAAACGUGCAUUCAACCUCAAACUUUUGCAUAAAAAUAGAAUGAAUCGUUUUGCUCUGA
Delphinapterus leucas (beluga whale) is the source of this 9924-nucleotide messenger RNA. NCBI's taxonomy places the organism in Eukaryota, Metazoa, Chordata, Mammalia, Artiodactyla, Monodontidae. The record is from RefSeq and is a predicted model, not a curated record.